Messenger RNA from Hyla sarda, 1104 nucleotides. It is a transcript of the gene CA5A, whose product is annotated as carbonic anhydrase 5A. The record is from RefSeq and is a predicted model, not a curated record. Gene Ontology annotation, cellular component: mitochondrion; cytoplasm. Gene Ontology annotation, molecular function: carbonate dehydratase activity; zinc ion binding. The transcript has 7 exons. Lineage: Eukaryota; Metazoa; Chordata; Amphibia; Anura; Hylidae. The coding region runs from base 110 to 1051 and encodes 313 amino acids.
UGGAGCCUAAACUCUGGUGGGCGGGUCAGGUGUGGUCGUAGGUGUUCUGUGUUGUUUAUUUCUAUGGUUAUUGCAGAGCUAAUGCUUUAGUAAGGAGCGGGCUGUUGACAUGAUGACGCACGGCUGCAGGAGGCUUCUCUUACCGCUGCUGAACCCCGGCUGGACGGGAAGGGUCCUCAGACACCCGGGCAGGGUGCCCUCCAGGGCUUGUAACAUCUCUGCCUGCUCCUACAAGCUGCGAAACGUGGACUUGCACCCACUAUGGAAAGGACCUCUAGAUAUCCCCGGAGGAUCGCGCCAGUCCCCUAUUGACAUUCGUGUACGGGAUAGUGUUUUUCAUCCAAAUCUUGCGCCUAUCUCUACCCAGUAUGACCCGAAUACAUGUCUUCACGUUUGGAACAACGGAUAUUCCUUCCUGGUGGAGUAUGAUGACAGUACUAACAAGUCAGUGGUGAGUGGCGGUCCCCUGGAGAACCCCUUCAGACUUAAACAGUUCCAUUUCCAUUGGGGGAUAAAUAAUGACUGGGGCUCUGAGCACACAGUGGACAGCAAAGUGUUUCCUGCAGAGCUCCACCUGGUCCAUUGGAAUUGCUCAAAGUAUCAGAGUUUCGAGGAAGCCAUCAUGGAGGAGAACGGCUUGGCUGUUAUUGGCAUCUUUCUAAAGCUUGGAAGGCACAAUGAAAAGCUGCAAAAGCUGGUAGACAUAUUGCCUUCUGUUCGAUAUAAGGAUUCUCUUACUGAGUUUAAUUAUUUCGACGCCUCCUGCCUUUUGCCAACCUGCAAUGAUUACUGGACAUACUCUGGCUCGCUGACCACGCCACCGCUGACAGAGUCCGUGACUUGGAUUAUAAUGAAAAAGCCGAUUGAAGUCGACCACAGUCAGUUGGCAGUUUUUCGCAGUCUGCUAUACACUGCUGUGGGCGAAGAAGAGAAGUACAUGGUGGACAACUUCCGUCCUCUGCAGCCUCUCAUGAACCGCACAGUCCAUUCCACCUUCAAACCAGCCAUAAAGAUGUCUGACUUCAAAAAGACUGAUGUUCAGGCUGGCUAAAGUGUGUAUCUUUUGCUCUUGAUAAGUGGUCUUCAACCUGCGGACCUCCAGAU